Molecule: messenger RNA, 3060 nt
Organism: Vicia villosa (hairy vetch)
Lineage: Eukaryota; Viridiplantae; Streptophyta; Magnoliopsida; Fabales; Fabaceae
Exons: 4
Coding region: 630-2822 (730 amino acids)
Source: RefSeq, a predicted model, not a curated record
GAUACAUAUAUUAGACACUAAACACACGUUCUAUCAGAAGUGUCAGUGAUAUAUGUUAGACAUCAAACUCAUCUUCUAGAGUGAAGAUAGAUAGAUUAAAAGUCUUGUAAUGAUUGAAGUAGAAGAAACACCAACCUCAAAAACCAAUUCCAAAGGAGAAGUACUUUUCCAUUUUAUAGACUUCACAUAAUUGUCAAUGCAUCCAUGAUUAUUAUAGUCUAGCUUGUGUUUUUAGAAUGGUGAGAAGAUUCUCUUUCUCAUGUCAUAGUUGUACUACAACCCACUAAUACAAAAACCUUACUAUAAAAUAAAAUCUCUUUUCAUUCUCUGCUUCAAAAACUAUUUUUUAUACCUCAUUCUUGUCAUAUUAACUGUUCUUAUUAGCUACCAAAAUUUACAAAUUUUUGUUUUCUUUCAUAAUUUUGAUCUCAAUCUAUAGACAACACAUUUAUUUCUUCAGUUCAGAUUUGGUAUUCCAUCAGUUUCUUGAAAAAGAAACUAACUUUUUCAUUUUUCUUUCUUCAACUGGGUCUUGAGGGAAAAGCUAAAAAAAUCAUUUUUUUUUUCUUGGAAACCCCAUUUGAGUAUUAGAAGAGUAAUGCAUAUUGAACCUACCAAAGCAACAAAAAAUGGCAAAUCUAGUUCCUGGGGUGCUUCUGAAGUUAAUGCAGCAUAUGAACACAGACAUAAAAGUUGGUGGUGAACACAGAUCAUCACUUUUACAGGUUGUGAGUAUUGUUCCAGCAUUAGCAGGUGGUGAUUUGUUUACAAAUCAAGGCUUUUAUGUUAAGGUUUCUGAUUCAUCACAUGCUACUUAUGUUUCACUGCCUGAUGAACAUGAUGAUCUAAUCCUUAGUGACAAGAUUCAAUUGGGACAGUUUGUUUUCGUUGAUCGGUUAGAGGCUGCUUCGCCUGUUCCGAUUCUUCGGGGUGUUAGGCCUGUUCCUGGAAGACAUGCUUGUGUUGGGAGUCCUGAGGAUAUUGUGGCAACUAACUCACUUGGUUUUCUUAGCAAUGGUGGUGAGGUUGAGGUUAAGGUUAAGGUUAAGAAGAAUGGUGUUUGUUCGAAGUCACCGAUGAAAGCUUUGGAGAAUCAUCAGGAGCUAUUGGAUAAGAAAUCAAUGGUUUUUGGUAGAUGUAAAUCUCAGACAACAAAAGAUUCUGUUGUUGAUUUUGUGAAGAAGGAAAAGUUAGCUAGAUUGAAGUCAUUGAAUUCGAGGACUACGGUUCCUUCUUCGCCUACUAGUUGCUAUUCUUUGCCGAGUAGUUUUGAAAAGUUUUCUAAUGGAGUAAAGAAUCAAGUGAAUAUCAAUGGAGUGGAUAGGCUAAUUGGAAAGGUCGGAGUGGUGGAGGCGGGAAAGGGUGUUCGCGGAGUUAGUCCUCUUGGGAAGAGAGUUGCGAUGGGAAACUCGAUUAGAAAUUUGGUUCAAGGAAUUGAGCUUGGUGCUAAGGCGCUGCGGAAAAGCUGGGAAGGGAACAUGGAAGUUAAGAGUAAAGAGACAUCGAAAUCAAGGGCUUCUUCUAAGUUUGAUUCUAAGCCUGAUUUUCGUAGCACAACUCCUAGGAAAAGUACAUCAAGUGAGAAGUUUUCUUCUAAAGAUUACGAGAGUAAGACGCAAACACCAACCAAGUCCUCUAAGGAAGAGAACAAAAUUCAAAAAUCUAUAAAGAAAGUUAUUGGUGAUGGAACUAAGGAAGAACAGGAAAAGUCAAGUAAACCAAGGAACUCUUUUGGAAAGAAAUCAUCCGAAGCCGGAUUUCCUGGAAACUUGGUCAAGGUUUCGAUAAACAGUAAAAAAGUGACUGAUGCAAGUGUUCAAUGGACUUCACUCCCUUCAUCUAUUGCAAAGCUUGGGAGGGAAGUAAUGAAGCACAGAGAUACAGCACUGAUGGCAGCAACAGAAGCUAUGCAAGAAGCCGCUGCAGCUGAGAGUUUGCUGCAAUGUCUUAGUGUAUAUGCAGAGUUAAGUAAUUCGGCCAAGGAAAUUAACCCGCAGCUUACAAUCGAUCAGUUUUUAACGCUUCACACUAGCCUGAAUAGCGCACGGACGAUUGCUGAUUCCCUUUCUAAAACGAUUCCAGAAGGUUCAUCUUCAUCUUCAGAUAACGAAAUAAUCACGACGGAAGAAGAAUUAAAACUCAAAUCAGAUAGACAAAAUCUUGCAGCUUCUUGGGUCCAAACUGCCUUAUCCACCAAUCUAUCAUCCUUUACUGUUUAUAACCGAGAGCCUCGAUCAUCUAAGAUUCAAGCUUCGAGUACAAGUAAUCCUCAAAAUCAAAAGAGUGUUCUCGGAAGUAAACCGGUUUUAGUCCUAGAAAACUCAAGAGAAGACGCAUCAUCAAAAACUCAAGGAAAAAACCGUCCGACAGUAGCUAAUUCCAAACAAGCCUUACCAGGAACGCCGCGCAAACAAAGUGACGGAUUAGCAAACGGGAAAAAGCAAAUAGUCCAACCUCUUCCAGAUUGGAUCAGAGGAAAUGGACUCGACGAGGCAGUUAACUUAGCCGACACGCUGCAACUGCGGUCGCGAGAUUGGUUUUUGCUGUUUGUUGAAAAAUUCUUGGACAGUGAUGGAGACAUUGGUUUGUCAAACAAUGGUCAAAUAGCAGGCAUGCUAACUCAACUAAAAAGCGUAAACGAUUGGUUGGACGAGAUAGGAUCAAGCAAAAACGAGGGAGAAUCGUGCCAGAUACCGGUAGAGACAAUUGAUAGACUGAGAAAGAAGAUAUAUGAAUAUCUUCUUACACAUGUUGAAUCUGCUGCUGCUGCACUUACUUGUGAUCCACAAUCACAAUCAUCAGAGAUUAAAGGGAAAAAGUGAUACAUGAAAUAUGAGUGAGUGCUAAUUAUUUAUAUAGGAAAGUAGCAAAUGUCAAUGUGAGGAUUUUGUUUUCUUUUCCUUUUACAAAGCUAUUGUUUUAUUUCAUGAUAUUUGUAUAGUUUUUUAUUUUAUUUAAUAAUAUAUGAUAUUUAUACAAAAUUAAACAACUGUAUAAUAUAUGAACAUUAAAUUAAAUUACUAUUUAUUUCAUAGAGAUCAACAGAAAAAGAAGUUUUCA